GCUAACCCAAGAAAAAACAGAGUUUCAAACGUGAAAUUCCACCACUACCCACACCCUCUCUCUCUCUCUCUCUCUCUCUCUCACACACACACUCGCUUUCUCUCUCCUUUCGAUGGAGAAAGCCGAUACCUCCACCGUCUCCACCUCCGACCAAGAUUCCGACGAAAAGCACCACACGCAACACCAUCUAACAGUUCCAUCAGGUCUAAAUCAACACGAAAUCGACUCACUCAUACCUUCCAUCACCGAACACCACACCUACCUCAUAACCUCCGGCCAAUGCUCCUCCCUACUCGCUCAACGUAUCCACGCGCCGCCAGAAACCGUUUGGUCCGUCGUACGCCGCUUCGACAAACCACAAAUUUACAAACACUUCAUCAAAAGCUGCGCCGUCAAAGACGGUUUUCAAAUGACCGUCGGUUGCACCAGAGACGUCAAUGUCAUAUCCGGUCUCCCGGCGGCAACUAGCACCGAGAGACUUGACCUUCUCGAUGAAGACCGACGUGUCACCGGAUUUAGCAUCACCGGCGGCGAACACCGUCUGAGAAAUUACCGUUCCGUUACUUCCGUUCACGGUUAUGAUAACGGUGACGGUGAGAUCUGGACCGUUGUUUUGGAAUCUUAUAUAGUUGAUGUUCCUGAAGGUAACACGGAAGAGGACACGCGUCUUUUUGCCGAUACCGUUGUGAAGCUUAAUCUUCAGAAGCUUGCGUCUAUCACCGAAGAGAAGUACCGUGACGGUGACGGUAAGUCACAUUAGCAUGGCCCACUUUUCACCGCAAAUUUUAAAUACCGUAAGGAAAAAAAAAGGGGAUUGGAAUUUGAAAGUCUUAUGAAAGUUGAAAGUGUGACUCCCUCUUUACUUUUAUAUUGGGAGAUUCAUUUUGUUUUUUAGUUCUUUUAUUUUGUGUGAGGUUUCGUUUUUUUUUUUUUAAAUGAUGAUUUUCCACUGUUAUUCAGCAACAUGUUCUCUCGACUCGAGUUAUAGUGGAUGCACGUUGAGUUGAAAUUUGUUAAUCGCAAUGGGUAAGGGCAUUUUAGUCAAUGCAGUUGUACAUAAAAUGUUGACUUGUGAGUGUUGUUUCAUCGUUGUGAAUAGCAUUUGCUUUUAGCUUCGAUUUUA
Molecule: messenger RNA, 1123 nt
Organism: Cicer arietinum (chickpea)
Lineage: Eukaryota; Viridiplantae; Streptophyta; Magnoliopsida; Fabales; Fabaceae
Product: abscisic acid receptor PYL1
Biological process (GO): abscisic acid-activated signaling pathway
Cellular component (GO): nucleus; cytoplasm
Molecular function (GO): protein phosphatase inhibitor activity; signaling receptor activity; abscisic acid binding
Source: RefSeq, a predicted model, not a curated record